Molecule: messenger RNA, 1169 nt
Organism: Salarias fasciatus (jewelled blenny)
Lineage: Eukaryota; Metazoa; Chordata; Actinopteri; Blenniiformes; Blenniidae
Gene: psmd14
Product: proteasome 26S subunit, non-ATPase 14
Exons: 11
Coding region: 159-1091 (310 amino acids)
Molecular function (GO): protein binding; metallopeptidase activity
Source: RefSeq, a predicted model, not a curated record
CCAUGAUUGUCAGUCGCGCAGCAGGUGACGUCACGGGAGCGACGGAAGCAGUGAACGUGAAUCUGGCUGAUUCAUUGUAGCCUGUUGGCUGGAUUCGACAGUCCACAAUAAAACAGUCUUACCGAAAUAAGCUGAGGAAUUCUUAAGCAGAUCUCAUUAUGGACCGACUGCUGAGGCUUGGAGGCGGCAUGCCGGGGCUCGGCCAGGGCCCACCAACAGAUGCUCCAGCUGUGGACACAGCAGAGCAGGUGUACAUCUCCUCUCUAGCUCUCCUCAAGAUGCUGAAGCACGGGCGUGCUGGUGUACCAAUGGAAGUCAUGGGAUUGAUGCUGGGAGAAUUUGUUGAUGACUACACAGUGCGAGUGAUCGAUGUUUUCGCCAUGCCCCAGUCAGGAACAGGUGUGAGCGUUGAAGCGGUGGACCCUGUGUUCCAGGCCAAAAUGUUGGACAUGCUGAAGCAGACGGGCAGACCAGAGAUGGUUGUGGGGUGGUACCACAGUCACCCUGGAUUUGGCUGCUGGUUGUCUGGUGUGGACAUCAACACACAGCAGAGCUUCGAGGCUCUGUCAGAACGAGCUGUCGCAGUGGUGGUCGAUCCCAUUCAGAGUGUGAAAGGAAAGGUCGUCAUCGAUGCCUUCAGAUUGAUAAAUGCCAACAUGAUGGUGUUGGGCCAUGAACCGAGGCAAACCACAUCUAACCUGGGUCAUCUGAACAAACCCUCCAUCCAGGCUUUGAUUCAUGGACUCAACAGACACUACUACUCGAUCACCAUCAAUUACAGGAAAAAUGAGCUGGAGCAGAAGAUGCUGCUGAACUUGCAUAAGAAGAGCUGGAUGGAGGGUCUCACCCUGCAGGACUACAGUGAGCACUGCAAGCUCAAUGAGACUAUUGUCAAGGAGAUGCUGGAGCUGGCGAAGAACUACAACAAGGCUGUUGAAGAAGAGGACAAAAUGACCCCGGAGCAGCUGGCGAUCAAGAAUGUUGGAAAACAGGAUCCCAAGAGACACUUGGAGGAGCACGUAGAUGUUUUAAUGACAUCCAACAUUGUCCAGUGCCUAGCUGCCAUGUUGGAUACUGUGGUUUUCAAGUGAUGGCCCUCUGUGUGUAUAACUGUUAAUAUUACAAGCCUUGUUUUCUUUUAUAUAAAAUAAAUGUAUGUAUGAAAUGCA